CAGAGAUAUCCACAACCACCUAUAGGAGCAUCUACCCACCUACACAUAAAGAUGUACACCCACUCGUAGAGACACAUACCACUUAUUACAUUAGUCAACCCAACCGCCCAUAUUCCUCUCACAGACACCCACCUACCCCUUCUCACGGAGACACCCACCCACCUCCCUCUCAAAGACACACUCAUAACAA
Molecule: messenger RNA, 190 nt
Organism: Dentiscutata erythropus
Lineage: Eukaryota; Fungi; Glomeromycota; Glomeromycetes; Diversisporales; Gigasporaceae
Source: the annotation of a GenBank genome assembly